This is a messenger RNA of Cottoperca gobio, 2533 nucleotides long. RefSeq names its product kinesin-associated protein 3-like. Gene Ontology annotation, cellular component: axoneme; ciliary transition zone; kinesin II complex. Lineage: Eukaryota; Metazoa; Chordata; Actinopteri; Perciformes; Bovichtidae. The record is from RefSeq and is a predicted model, not a curated record. Gene Ontology annotation, biological process: microtubule-based movement; cilium organization. Bases 22 to 1194 code for a protein of 390 amino acids. The transcript is spliced from 10 exons. Gene Ontology annotation, molecular function: kinesin binding.
AGUAUACAAAUAUCUUGACGGAUGUUCGCGUAUGUUUGUUGUCAUGCAGGUGAUGAGAACAGCCGUCAGGUAGCCAUGCGUAUCCUGUAUCACAUCAGCAUCGACGACCGCUUUAAGGGAAUGUUUGUUUACACUGACUGCAUACCUCAGCUAAUGCAAAUGCUGUAUGAGCACGGUGAGGAGGAAACCGAAGCUGAGCUCCUCUCCAUCUGCAUCAACCUGGCUGCUAACAAGAGGAACGCACAACUGAUGUGUGAAGGAAAUGGGUUGAAGAUGCUUAUGAAGAGAGCUCUGAAGAUGAAAGACUGCCUUCUGAUGAAGAUGAUCAGAAACAUCUCACAACAUGACGGACUGACCAAACCAGUUUUCAUAGACUAUGUUGGUGACCUGGCAGCAGAGAUCCGUGCAGAGGAAGAGGAGGAGUGGGUUCUGGAGUGUCUGGGGACGCUGGCCAACCUCACCAUCCCUGACCUGGACUGGGAGUUGGUGCUGAAGGAGUACAACCUGGUACCCUACCUCAAAGACAGACUUAAACCAGGCUCAGCAGAGGAUGACCUCAUCCUGGAAGUGGUGAUAAUGAUCGGAACAGUUUCCAUGGAUGACGCCUGUGCCGCCAUGUUGGCUAAAUCUGGCAUUAUUCCUGCUCUUAUCGAGCUACUGAAUGCCCAACAGGAGGAUGAUGAGUUUGUGUGUCAGAUUGUCUACGUCUUCUAUCAGAUGGUGUUUCACCAAGCUACACGUGACGUCAUCAUCAAAGACACCCAAGCUCCAGCCUACCUGAUCGACCUGAUGCAUGACAAGAAUGCUGAGAUCAGAAAAGUGUGUGACAACACCCUGGAUAUUAUUGCUGAGUACGAUGAGGAGUGGGGCAGGAAAAUUCAGUCGGAGAAGUUCCGUUUCCAUAACAACCAGUGGUUGGAGAUGGUCGAGAGUCGCCAAGCUGAUGAGUCUGAACCUUAUCUGUAUGACAACGACAACGACAGGACUGACCUGUUCUAUAGCGCAGAUGGAAUAACUCCAGCAGAAGGUUCAGUCAGCCCAGAUUUCUUCAAUGACCUACAGCCUCAAAAUGGAGACUUGCACCAUACAGGAGAUGGCAGCGAUGUCUUCGACCAGACCAGCUCAUCACCUGGACGCCCAGCUACUGCCUACGGCUUCAGACCUGACGAACAACCUUUCUAUCAGUACUCAUAGACACACACAGGACGUCCUGUCGUUCCCCAUCCACCUCCUGCAUGUCCACUCUUACAUUUUUGGAUAAAAUGUUCACUGCUAGAAUCCCUCAUGACUGAAGGCAUCACGUUAGUAUAUUUACUAAGACAUUGCUCAUAGUGCAGAUUUUAAACUAGUUAUUAUAAACUGCAGUUCCAUGCAGUCACAUUUCAUUACACAUUUAAUUAAUUCACCACUAUUUUAAGCAUAUAAGUAGCUAAGUCUUCCUAAGCUAAGUACGGUGCCUAAUUUCCCCAGAGGAUUACAUUUCAGCCUGUUUCUCGGCGGCUGGCUGCAGCAAUUUCAAAAAUAGUUGUCCCCAUUAGAGAAUAGGGUCCAGAUUGAAAAUAUCAAAGUUUCCCUUUAACAUUUCUAAUAUAUGUUGAUAAGAUUUUGCAUGUUUUCUUAUGUAAUAAUGAAUAAUUUGUUGCCUCUUCAAAUCCACUGAAAAAACAUUUCAAGUCAAAUGUUACUUUCCAAUGUUUGACUCAUCACUAUGUCCACAUGCUAGCCUCCAGUAUGAGAGUUACACAGUCAUUUUAUUAACAUGCACUACAAUGUACAUAGCUUUCUUUUGUCCAUGUCUCUGUAGAAUGAGCACAUUGUUAUGAGUGAUCCUCAUAACUUAGGGUGCUUUCACACUAGCAGACGUGUCUUCAUCCCCGACUGUUGCUUCUUUGCAGCCCACACAGGUGGCUGCGCUCUACUCGCUCAUGGUUACAUCUCUCUGUCAUUAUUCUCCAUUUUGCGCCUGCAUGUCAAAACAGACACAAAACUUUUUUUGCAGGCAACAGUGGUCAGCAGCUGCUGAUGAGUAAAGCAUUAGCACAGACUGGAAAAACUAUCUGAGCCGCAGGCUUAGGACAGAGGAGGGCGGGCAGAUUCAAGUUCAAAAUUCAAAAACGCAAACCCAGUGUGAAAGCGUCCUAAGAAAUGUCGGCUCGAAGUUGAAGCUUAAAACGCUGCAGUCAGGUGCCAGCAUGUGGCGCUGGCCACCACUCAGUGUGCUGUAUAUGUUACUGAUGUCAGACCAUAACAGUAUUACAUUUAUUCAGUGAUGAGAAAAAUAGAAACCCUGUCACUGCAGAAGAAGUGGAUAUAGUGUGUCACUACAUAAUACAAUGAUGUUAUUGACCUGCCGCAAUACACCUCUUACACUAUUUCAGUCCCCUUAUACCAGCUGAACCUGGAUGCAGGGGGGCCUCCACUCACAGUUUUAUGGAUCUUAUGUCUGUUGUUUUUGUUGUUGUCCUGUAUUUUAGUGCCUUGAGAUUGCUUUUAGCUUUGAAAGGCGCUUUAUAAAUACAAUUUAUUAUUAUUA